Molecule: messenger RNA, 1484 nt
Organism: Pelobates fuscus (common spadefoot toad)
Lineage: Eukaryota; Metazoa; Chordata; Amphibia; Anura; Pelobatidae
Gene: TM4SF5
Product: transmembrane 4 L six family member 5
Exons: 5
Coding region: 68-670 (200 amino acids)
Cellular component (GO): membrane
Source: RefSeq, a predicted model, not a curated record
AUUCGCAUAGCAAGGAACUAACACCUAGACCUCUCCAUCUGCAGGCACCUUACUGAAUCACCCCAAAAUGUGUACUGGGAAAUGCUCACGUUUUGUGGGGCUCUCCUUGCUCCCCAUGGCGUUUCUGUGCAUCACCGCAAACCUUUUACUAAUCUUUCCUGAUGGUCAAACAAAAUAUACAGACCACAUCACCAUGCAAGUCUGGCUCAUGGCUGGCAUUGUUGGCGGGGGGCUAUUUGUUCUGUGUCCAGCGUGUGCGGCUGUGCGUGCUGGUGGGAAAGGCUGCUGUGGAGAAGGAUGCUGUGGGAACCGCUGUAGAAUGCUCCGCUCCAUCUUCUCCUCGCUGUUUGGCGCCCUUGGAGGCUUCUACUGCAUCGUAGUGUCUGGCACGGCGCUGAAUGAUGGACCCCUGUGCAACAACCAGGAAGCAGGACAGGUGGCAAAGUGGGGAUACCAUCUCAAAGGGUUAAACACAAGUUAUCUUUCAAAUCAGACAUCUUGGAAUGACUGCAAAGAACCCAAAAAUAUAGCCCUGUGGAACAUCACCCUGUUCUCUAUCCUUCUUGGUUUGGGGUGCUUGGAAUUCCUCUUGUGUGCCAUCCAAAUCGUCAAUGCCCUGUUUGGUGUGAUCUGUGGCGAUUGCAGGAAGAAAGGAAAGAAUGAAGCUUAAUUAUCAUAACACUCCUGCGACUAACAACUGUCUGAUCCGCAUAUGACGUUCUCUGCACUGAUACGGACUUUUGGAAAAUGUGUCUUUUUAUUUUAUUAUUCUUAUUGUGAUGUUGUUGUAAAGAUAAUACCUACUGUCAUACUGCUGGAGAGUUUUCCAGGAAUUACUUUCAUGAUCUACUGGUGAGAUCUCCUGGAGCCACUGUUAUAAUACUCUAGAGAGAUGUCCUGGAACCACUGUUAUAAUAUUCUGGAGAGAUGUUGUGGAACCACUGUCAAAAUAUUUUGGACAGAUCUCCUAGAAACACUGUCAUAGCAUUCUGGAGAGAUCUCCUGGAAGCAUUAUUAUGAUCUUCUGGAGAGGUCUCCUGGACCCAGUGUCUGGAGAGAUCUCCUGGAUCAACUGUCAUGAUCUUUAAGAUAUAUCUACUGAACCCAGUGUCAUGAUCUCUUGGAUAGAUCUCCUGGUCCUACUGUCAUGAUCUCCUAAAACCUCUGUCAUACUAUUCUGGAGAGAUCCCCUGAAACCAUUAUUAGCACUCCUUGUAGAUAUAUACUGGUGCCCUACUAUGGCGUUGCUGCCAUUAUUUAAUGAGGAGACACUCAGCAUCUUCCUACUACAGGAAUCCUUGCUAGGGCAGAAGCAGACAACAUUCAGCAUUAUAGCUUUAACAGCAUUAUGGGAGAUGUAGUCCACAACAUCUGGAGUGUCAUAGGUUACCUAUCCUUGCUAUAGGCUAUCAAUUCCAUCCUAGAGUAGAAUAAAUAAAAGAUGUUUAAGGGGACAAUGAUGUCCUCACAAGGGCAUCUGAGAG